Neltuma alba is the source of this 1233-nucleotide messenger RNA. Its product is annotated as vacuolar protein sorting-associated protein 29. Gene Ontology annotation, biological process: retrograde transport, endosome to Golgi. The record is from RefSeq and is a predicted model, not a curated record. The coding region runs from base 418 to 990 and encodes 190 amino acids. Gene Ontology annotation, cellular component: retromer complex. Lineage: Eukaryota; Viridiplantae; Streptophyta; Magnoliopsida; Fabales; Fabaceae. The transcript has 6 exons.
UUCUUUUCUCAGUCAUCACUGGCAUGUGAUCACCCGCCGGUGUAGCUCGAGUCUACUUCAUUCCUUCCCUCCGCCGUGACGCAGCCGCUGCUACCAUCCAUCACGACGGUGGCGCGUGGUCCUGCAGCUUCAGCUUCCCUCAGGGAAGGUGUGCCGGACACAAAUUCGGUGUCUGAUGUGGGUUUUCCUGCGGCAUCUUGUUUGGACGUGUUUUUUGUUUUCUGGGACCUAAAGGGCUGGAACUAUUCUCUGAGCUUCUAUCUUUUUUCAUUGUUGUGAUUGAAGAAAUAACAGGUUGGCUUAUAACAUUGGAGAGAUUUAUUGAUUGAUGAGAUAAUUCAGAAAGAAGCGGACAUAUUUAUCACUCUUCUCUGCAAGUAGUUUCCUACCAUUGCUUUGAAUUUUUGAGUGAUCAGAAUGGUGCUGGUCUUAGCCCUGGGAGAUUUGCACAUACCCCAUAGGGCACCUGAUCUGCCUCCAAAGUUCAAAUCGAUGCUUGUUCCGGGCAAGAUCCAACACAUCAUUUGCACUGGAAAUCUAUGUAUCAAGGAAGUCCAUGACUACUUAAAGACUCUUUGUCCUGACCUGCAUAUAACUCGUGGUGAGUAUGAUCAAGAGGCGAAAUAUCCAGAGACCAAGACACUUACUAUUGGUCAAUUUAAGCUUGGACUAUGCCAUGGUCAUCAGGUUAUUCCAUGGGGAGACCUAGACUCACUAGCAAUGCUUCAAAGGCAGCUUGAUGUGGACAUUCUGGUCACAGGUCACACCCAUCAGUUUACAGCUUACAAACAUGAGGGUGGUGUUGUUAUAAACCCAGGUUCAGCAACUGGCGCCUUCAGUGGCAUGACCUACGACGUGAAUCCAAGUUUCAUUCUCAUGGACAUCGAUGGCCUGCGUGUAGUUGUCUAUGUUUAUGAGCUCAUUGAUGGAGAGGUUAAGGUUGACAAGAUUGAUUUCAAGAAAACACCCUCUUCCCACUCUGCUCAUUGAACUGAACAGUGAACACCCUGUAUUUAGCUCUUGGCCUAAUGUGUGUUUGGCCAAAUGAAGAAAAAGAGUUUUUUUUUUUUUUUGGGGUGUCGUCACCUUCCGCAUUUUAUCAUUUUUUCCUUAACUUGUCUCAAACUCCCUCAGGCGUUUCUGUUUUAGCUCUAUUUUGCUGUGAACACUUGUAAUUUGAUAAAUUUGUGAUCUAUGAAAUAUAACUGAUUAGCUGGACCAUUCUGUACUGUA